CCCGUCUCCCACGAGGCCGCGAGAGAGAGAGAGAGAGCGAGAUGGGGAAAAAAUUACUGAGACACGAAGCCCCAGAAUAGGAGGACCGCUUCGCCCUCCGGUCUCUCCCCUCCCACCGCUGCUCGUCCACCCUCUCUCGCCCGCACGCCCCUCGCCGGCCGUCCUCCCCCGCCGCGCCAGAUCUGACCCCGCACCCCCAUGUGCCUGCCUCCGUCCCAGAUCCGACUGACCUAGCGAGGAGCGCGACGCGGGUUGGCCCACGGUUUCUCGGGUCGGGAGGCUUCCCUCCAGCCAUGGACGACGUGUCCAAGUACGCGCACAGCCCGGCGCACCUCGCCGUGGCGCGGCGCGACCACGCCGCGCUUAGGAGGCUGGUCGCCGGCCUCCCCCGCCUGCCGCGCGCCGGCGAGGUCGCCACCGAGGAGGAGUCCAUCGCGGGCGAGGCCUUGGCCGACGCCGUAUCCGCCGUCAUCGACCGCCGCGACGUGCCGCGAAGGGAGACCCCUCUUCACCUCGCCGUUCGCCUCCGCGACCCCGUCGCCGCCGACAUCCUCAUGUCUGCGGGCGCCGACUGGUCGCUCCAGAACGCCGACGGAUGGUCCGCGCUCCAGGAAGCCGUCUGCACCCGCGAGGAAGCCAUCGCUACCAUCAUCGCGCGCCACUACCAGCCGCUCGCCUGGGCCAAGUGGUGCCGCCGCCUCCCGCGCGUCCUCGCCUCCAUUAACCGCAUCCGCGACUUCUACAUGGAGAUCUCCUUCCACUUCGAGUCAUCCGUCAUACCCUUCAUCGGCCGCAUCGCCCCGUCCGACACCUACCGCAUUUGGAAGCGCGGGGCCGCACUGCGGGCCGACAUGACGCUCGCUGGCUUCGACGGUUUCCGCAUCCAGCGCUCCGAUCAGACGUUCUUGUUUCUGGGGGAUGGUGCAAGGCCCGAGGAUGCUGGGGGUAAGGAGUUGCAUCCGGGUUCCCUCAUCGUGCUGGCUCAUAAAGAUAAGGAGAUUACAGAUGCGUUGGAGGGAGCAGGUGUGCAGCCAACUGAGUCUGAGGUAGCACAUGAGGUGGCAUUGAUGUCGAAGACGAAUAUGUACCGUCCUGGCAUGGACGUGACACAGGCGGAGCUUGUGCCACACUUGAAUUGGCGCCGGCAAGAGAGGACGGAAACCGUUGGACAUUGGAAAGCGAAGGUGUAUGACAUGUUAAAUGUUCUGGUGACCGUCAAGUCUAGGCGGGUGCCAGGAGCAAUGACAGAUGAGGAGCUGUUUGCAAUGGAUGGGGAGGAGAAGAAUGGGAGGGGCACAGAGCUUGAUGCUGAGUUAGACGAAGUGUUGACAGCCGAGGAGAGGAAGCAGCUUGAUUCUGCAUUGAGGAUGAGGAACCAGGAAGAGGAAUUUGAGGAGAGGGGCGAGGAAGGUGACAGUGGGGCCGAUCAUGUGGAUGCAAAUGGUGUGGCAAAAGAUAAGAAGGGAUGGUUCGGUUGGGGUGGCAAGAAAGGUGCCAAGAGUGAUGAGAAGCCAUUGAAAGCAGGGAGUAAGGAUGAAACUGGUGAUCCAGGGAAGCAAAAGGAGAAGGGCAGUGGGAAGAAGAAGAAAGGUGGUUCAUCAGGCGAUUCUAAUAAACAUGAGAGCGAAUACAAGAAGGGGUUAAGACCAGUGUUGUGGCUGACACCGGAUUUCCCUCUGAAGACAGAUGAACUGAUCCCCCUGCUUGAUGUCUUAGCAAAUAAAGUGAAGGCUGUCAGGAGGCUUAGGGAACUCUUGACAACCAAGCUUCCUACAGGCACAUUUCCAGUUAAGAUUGCCAUCCCUAUUGUUCCAACGAUACGAGUCAUCGUGACGUUCACGAAGUUUGAAGAACUACAGCCUUUAGACGAAUUCACCACCCCACCUUCAAGCCCGACGCAAUUUCAGGAUGCGAAGGCCAAAGAAUUAGAAGGAUCAGACUCAUGGUAUUCGUGGGUAAAGGGGGGCCGAGGAGCACAGCCCAGUGACAGCAGUGAUAGCCGGAACUGGAAAGAUGAGGUCGAUCCAUUCCACAUACCAUCGGACUACACAUGGGUUGAUGCCAAUGAGAAGAAGCGGAGGAUGAAGGCAAAGAAAGCCAAGAGCAGGCGGGGUAUAGCCCUGAAACAGUCAUCGAAAAACACCUCGGAAGGAGGCCACCACCCCAUGAUGGACGGCUUCGAGGAGUAAACACAUUUUCAUCAGCAUAGUAAGUUGUCUUUGCAUUCUUAAGAUGUUAAGUCGCUGAUGGCAGCUGCGCCCGAGGCAGAUUGGUAAUGUGCCCGGAGCAUUCGAGCGGCUUUGGUGAUGGAUCACAGUCGGAUCUCCUUGAGAACGUACAGGAUAGCUUAUACCCCGCUAAUCUGUAAUUCUGUGCUAUUUUUACCCCCCUCCUUUUUCCCGUCAUGCUGGAUGUAUGUUUGGUGAUGAUAUGGCCCUGUUGUUGUCGAAAAAUGUGUUUGAGGGGACUGUAGCGUUCCCUCCCCCCUGUUGUACGGAAGACCACGAAUAUGCAGCGAUUUUCUCGCAAAGAGGAAGCUCAAUGCACAUGCUUGUUCCACUC
Phragmites australis (common reed) is the source of this 2562-nucleotide messenger RNA. RefSeq lists its product as uncharacterized. Gene Ontology annotation, molecular function: protein binding. The coding region runs from base 294 to 2189 and encodes 631 amino acids. Gene Ontology annotation, cellular component: cytoplasm. The record is from RefSeq and is a predicted model, not a curated record. The transcript has 2 exons. Lineage: Eukaryota; Viridiplantae; Streptophyta; Magnoliopsida; Poales; Poaceae.